Cornus florida is the source of this 2151-nucleotide messenger RNA. Its product is annotated as protein DETOXIFICATION 29-like. Gene Ontology annotation, cellular component: vacuolar membrane. The record is from RefSeq and is a predicted model, not a curated record. Lineage: Eukaryota; Viridiplantae; Streptophyta; Magnoliopsida; Cornales; Cornaceae. Gene Ontology annotation, molecular function: xenobiotic transmembrane transporter activity; antiporter activity. The coding region runs from base 73 to 1647 and encodes 524 amino acids. Gene Ontology annotation, biological process: xenobiotic detoxification by transmembrane export across the plasma membrane. The transcript is spliced from 8 exons.
ACGGAUCUGAUCAAAAUUUCAAAGACUUUGUACUCAUAAUUUCUCUCUGGUCUCUCUCUCCGUCUCUCUCUCAUGGAGAAUUGUAAGCAGCCACUUCUCUCCCAAAGUGAAGAUGAGCAGAUGUAUCCAGAUAAUCCACACGGCAUUCUGAUAGCAUCAAAUAGUUCUUUCUAUACAUCGUCCUUCGUUGUCGAUGAAAAUGACAUCCAGCCCAUCAAUGGAGUUAGAGAUUUCUUCAGAGAGUUAAAGGUUGAGUCAUGGAAGCUCUGGAAAAUCGCCGGACCGGCCAUCUUCACCUCCAUUUGCCAAUACACCCUCGGUUUCAUUACUCAGACCUUCGCCGGCCAUCUCGGAACUCUUGAACUCGCCGCCAUCUCCAUCGAGAACAAUGUCAUCGCGGCCCUCUCUAUUGGGAUCAUGUUGGGAAUGGGAAGUGCGCUGGAAACACUUUGUGGACAAGCUUUUGGAGCUGGGCAGAUCAAUAUGUUAGGGAUCUACAUGCAGAGAUCAUGGGUUAUCCUCAAUGCCACUGCCCUAAUACUGAUGCAAGUCUACAUCUUCGCCGCGCCGCUUUUGAGGCUCAUCGGACAGACAGAUGAGAUAUCGGAGGCAGCCGGAACUUUAGCAGUGUGGAUGAUUCCUCAGCUCUUUGCUUACGCGAUGAACUUUCCGAUAUCAAAGUUCUUGCAGGCGCAGAGCAAGAUCAUGGCAAUGGCGGUGAUCUCCGCGGUGGCUUUACUCUUCCACACCUUCUUCAGCUGGUUGUUUAUGCUGAAGUUGGGGUGUGGACUGGUGGGUGGAGCCAUUGUGCUGAACUUGUCAUGGUGGUUCAUAGUGGUGGCUCAGCUUCUGUAUAUCUUGAGUGGGACUUGUGGUAGUGCUUGGUCUGGCUUUUCAUGGAAGGCCUUUCAGAAUCUGUGGGGCUUCGUUAGGUUGUCUCUUGCAUCUGCUGUAAUGAUCUGCUUGGAGAUAUGGUAUCUUACCGUAUUAAUUCUCUUUGCUGGAUUUUUAAAGAAUGCAGAAAUUUCAGUGGACGCCUUCUCCAUAUGCAUGAACAUCUUGGGCUGGAUAAUCAUGGAAGCUAUUGGAUUGAAUGCAGCCGUAGGAGUAAGAGUGUCAAAUGAACUCGGUGCAGCCCACCCUAGAACGGCCAAAUUCUCGGUGGUUGUGGUCGGAAUAACUUCGUUCUUGUUCGGCCUCUUCCUCGCAAUGAUUCUGAUGAUCAACCAGAAGCAGUACCCAUCCAUAUUUACAGACAAUGCAGAAGUCAAAGAGCUUGUAUAUGAGCUUACACCAUUGCUAGCACUUAGCAUUGUCAUUAACAAUGUUCAACCUGCUCUCUCUGGGGUGGCCAUAGGAGCAGGGUGGCAAGCAAUUGUUGCAUAUGUGAACAUUGGGUGCUACUAUGUGUUUGGUGUCCCUGUGGGUCUCAUCAUGGGUUACAAACUUGACAUGGGCGUCAAGGGAAUUUGGUGGGGAAUGCUGAGUGGAACAGUUUUACAGACAUUCGUCCUUUUCUGGAUUAUCUAUAAAACAAAUUGGAAAAAAGAGGCUUCUAUUGCUGGUGAAAGAAUAAAACAAUGGGGAGGGGAAUCAGAUGUGAUAGAGCAUGAUGUAGAAAGAAGAAACCGAGAAGAGAAAGCGUAACAGAAGAAGAAGCCAUGGAUGCACAAAAUUUAGCAAAAUUUAUUUAUUUACAAGUGAGAAUAAUCCAAGUUUGCUUCAUCUUCCUGAUCCAAACAGAUUCAAUUCUUCUCAACCUGAUCGCAUCAAAUUGAUCCCUUCCACUCCUUCUCUACUUCUUGUGCUUGAAAAUUCUUCACACACACACACACACGGUUGGUAUGCUCUUGGAUGAAGUGGUUGGUUGUUGUUUUCUUUCUUUUUCCUAGUUGGUACUCACACACACAUGUCUCCACUGAGACUCGAACUUCUGACCUUCCUUUGGGAAGUAGGGGUUUGGUACUGCUAGGCCACUGGCCUAUUAUUUUCUGGUUUUUUGAUGUAUUUUUGUAUUAUUGCUGUUGUUUGGAUUUAGCCUUUCUGGUCUGCUAUGGCCUGUAACUUGGUUUGCUCUGCAACUUUGUUGGAUAUGUAAAAUCUUAUUUAAUAAAAUAAAUAAAUACUAAUAAUAAUCCAUUGUUUCACCAA